Dictyostelium purpureum is the source of this 1995-nucleotide messenger RNA. RefSeq lists its product as uncharacterized. The transcript has a single exon. NCBI's taxonomy places the organism in Eukaryota, Evosea, Eumycetozoa, Dictyosteliales, Dictyosteliaceae. The record is from RefSeq and is a predicted model, not a curated record. The coding region runs from base 1 to 1995 and encodes 664 amino acids.
AUGGAAAUCGAAAAAGAAAAUAAAGAAAAUUUAAAUAUUUUAAUCAACGAAAAUAAUAAUAAUAAUCAUAAUAAUAAUAAUCAUAAUAAUAAUAACAAUAAUAAUAAUAAUAAUAAUAAUACUAAAACUAAUUUAGAAACACUAAAAAAUAAAAUUAUACAAACAAGUACAUUAAUAGUAAAAUUUAAAGAAUUACAAUCACAAAAUCAAUUAGUAGUAGAAGAAAAUGGAAAAUUAAAGCAUGCUUUAAUAAAUGCUAUAAGUGCAAACAAUACUUUUCAGCAACAACAAUCACAACAAAUAUCACCAAACAAUAACGAAUACUAUACUUUAUAUUUAAAUGAAAAAAAAGAAAUAUCAAAUUUAAAAUUUUUAUUAGAAAAAGAAAUUAAUAAUAAAUUGCCCCUUAGAAAUGAAAUCGAAAGUUUAAAUAAGGAGAUUGAAAGCCUAAACGAAAUUAUCAAUGAUAGGAAUGCAGAAAUUUUAUCAACCAAAUCUUUAAUUAAUCAAUUAAAUGCCAAAUUAACAGAUUAUCAUAUUGGUACCGAGAAUUAUGAGAAAGUAUUAAAACAACUAGACCAAAGCAAGGAUUUUAAAAAGAAAUAUUUUGAAGCUAGAAAGAAGUUAAAAGAGGUGACUGAUGCUAAAGAAACCUUAAUAAAAAGAUGUAAAUCAAUGAUCUGUUCAAAGUGUUCAAAGAAAUAUAAAAAAAAGAAAAAUGGGGUCAAAACAUCUUUAUCAACCGAAGAUGAUAAUGAAGAAAAUGAUAAUGGAGAUGGUGAAGAUAAUGACAACAAUACUGACAAUGAUUUAAACAACAAUACAUUUAGCACAACUGAUAAUGAGGCAAGUGAUGCUAUUUUCGACCAUUUAGAGGAUGAACUAGAAAAUAGAAUGGAGAAAAGUGACCAUGAAUCAAAUCAUUUCGAUAUGGAUGGUGAUGAGGAAGCUGAGAAAGAAUUUUUCAGAAAGCAAAAAGAAAUUAAAGAAAAGGAAAAAGAAAAAAAAGAAAAGGAAGAAAGAGAAAAAAAGGAAAAAAGGGAUAAGAAAAAAUUAGAAAAAUUAGAAAAAGGAAAACAAGAAGAAGCCAAGGAUGAUCCAGCACUCAAUCAAUUGCUUAAUGAAAUAAAUAGUGGUGAUAAUAAAAAUCAACAGCAAGAGGUUGACCCAGUACUUAACCAAAAAGAUAGCAGUUUUAGCUUAGAUGAUUUCGAAAAUGAAUUAUUAAUGGAAAUUAAACAUGAUACAAAUAGCAAUGACAAUAAUGACGAACCUAUCGAAUGGGAAGAGACUUUAAAUGAAAAUGAACCAAUACAACAAGAGCCCAUGCUGGUUGAAGUUAAAACCGUAGCAGCCCCAUUAAUUUUUACAAGCUUCACAAAAUCACCAAUUGUCAUAGCAACUGAUAAUAAUGUAAAUAAUAAAAUUUUAGAUAAUAACUGUAACAAUAUUAAUAAUAAUGAUAAUAAUAAUAGUAAUGAUAAUAAUGAUAACAAUGAUAAUAAUAAUGAUAAUAAUAAUAAUAAUAAUGUAAAUGAUAAUUCAGCUAGCCUCAAUGAGGAUGAUAUUCCAGAAUUUUCAAACAAUAGUAUUAUUGGUAAUAGUUUCGAAAAUGAUUUUGAUGAUUUGGUGACAGUAAAUAAGAAAAUGUACAAAAAUGAAGAAAAAGAAAGAGAAGAGGUGCAGUUAAGAUUAAAACAAAUAGAAAAAGAUAAUUUGGAAUUGGAAAAAAAACAAAAGGAACAGAGGGAUAAGGAGCUAUUAGAAAUUAUUGCAAAACAAGAAAAAGAAAGGAAAGAAAGAGAAGAGUUGCAGCAAUUAAGAUUAAAACAAAUAGAAAAAGAAAAGGAAGAGGAGAAAUUAAGAUUAAAACAAGAAAAAGAAGAAAGAGAGAAGUUAGAAAUGAUUAGAUCCAAAAAGAGAAAGAAAGAGAACAAAAGGAAAAAGAAGAAAAAGAAAAAAGAUUACAACAACAAAAAGAAAAAGAAAGACUAG